CGAUCAAUUGGUGAACCGCCAGAUAGAAAUUCCUGUCAACAUAUCGCUAGUACGACACUUUCCUUACAUUUGGCGUGUUCUCUCUAUCUCUCUGAAUUAUGUUUAAUUUUGCCUGUUUUAUAGCAUGGCUGCUCCUGGUCUUUGCAGUUGACGCCAAGUCGCCGUCAACUUCCUCGUUAGGACCCCGAGGCCCUCCAACUGUGACCAUCAAGAAUGGCACCUUGAGUGGCAUUUUUAAUAGCCACUACGACCAGGAGUUCUUUCUCGGUAUACCCUAUGCGGCGCCGCCUGUAAAUGACCUCCGUCUGCGCAAACCCCAGCCUGCACAACCUUGGGCCGGCAUUCGGAAUCAAAACGUCACAGACCCGGUCAGCGAAGAUUGUCUCCACAUCAACAUUAUACGGCCAGCAACCCAGCGUUCACCACUUCCCGUGCUCGUAUGGAUACAUGGGGGGGCAUUCCAGGAGGGCAGCGCCAGCGACGGCAGGACCAAUGGAACCUUUCUCGUGCAGACAUCCGUGGAGAUGGGAACACCAAUCAUUUUCGUCAGCUUCAAUUAUCGUCUCGGUGCUUUUGGCUUUCUGGGUGGCCUGGAAAUAGAGGCGGCUGGCGUAUCUAAUAUUGCCCUUUACGACCAACGGCAGGCUCUCCAUUGGAUUCAAGAAAACAUCGGAUAUUUUGGCGGAGAUGCAUCACAGGUUACGAUAAUGGGCCAGUCAGCUGGUGCUAUGUCAGUCGGAUUUCAUCUCCUCGCCUUCGGAGGCCGAAACGAUGGUCUCUUCAAUGCCGCAAUCGCACAAAGUGGAGGUCCCUAUACGGUACCGGUUCUCAGCCGUGAGAUAUCGGAUCGAGAAGCCGAUUUCAAUAUGGUACUGAACAAAACUGGUUGUUCAGACUCUAAAGACUCCCUGAAUUGUCUACGCGCAGCUCCCGCUGAGUUAUUGCAACAAGCUGGUUCUCUCUUGACACCUUCAUUUGUUGUUGAUGGCGGAAUAAUUACAGCACCUAGCGAAGAGCUCUUACACUCGGGCCGCUUUGCUAAAGUACCUUUACUCAUUGGUUCGACGAGGAAUGAGGGAACAUCUCUACUGCAGCAAAUAUUGGGUACGACGGGCUCAUUUGAGACUGAGGAGCACUUCAAAUCGUUCAUCAAGACUUCUUGGAUAAGAGGCCCAAUUAAUGAUACAGUCGCCCAACAUUGGGCGCAACUGUACGCUCAGGAAAUCAAUACUCCUUCGACAGCUGGUCUAGGUACUGUGAAGCCGAACCCCGGUCCAAAGUACGGCAACUAUUAUGGCCAGGCAACGUUGUGGCUGGGUGACAUGACAUUCACUGCUGGAAGGCGUUUUGCAACCCAAGCAUGGGCUAGAGAAAACGUGCCGAGCUAUAGUUUCUUAUUCGACGGUGUACCAGCAAACAUGGAUCCAGAUACGCUUGGAGCUGCCCACUUUUCAGAUGUGGCAUAUACGUUUAGGGACACGGAAGGCUUUGGCUGGGAGAUAAACCCUUUCCCAGCCGAGCCUACCCUGAAGGAGAAACAUGUCAAACUCGCCGAACUCAUGAGCCGAAUGUGGAUCAGCUUUGCAACCAAGCGGAACCCAAACUUCCACAAUGUAUCCGAUUUUCAUACGACUUGGCCAACAUAUACUAAUAAACGCCCCGUUAAUAUGGUUUUUGAGACUACUCAAAGCCAUUUACAGGCUGAUGACUGGCGAGCCGAAGCAAUCAGCAUGAUGUCUCUUGUGCCGGGUACUCAUCCAACGAGAGGUAAUAACAAUUGUUAGGGCUGUUAUUGCGUUAACUACAUAUUAAAAUAGAAAUCUAAAGUAGACUAAGAACUUACCCUUUAUGUGUCAUCUUAAUUAAUUAAUAUCUAAUAAAGUACACUAUCAG
Messenger RNA from Fusarium oxysporum Fo47, 1893 nucleotides. Its product is annotated as Alpha/Beta hydrolase protein. Lineage: Eukaryota; Fungi; Ascomycota; Sordariomycetes; Hypocreales; Nectriaceae. Bases 99 to 1784 code for a protein of 561 amino acids. The transcript has 3 exons. The record is from RefSeq and is a predicted model, not a curated record.